AUGGAGGCCACCUUACGAAGAACUGUCACAAAUUUUACGGAUGUCAUUUUUCCGGUUUCGAAGAAUGCACAGGAUCCAAAUCAACAUCAAAUUCUUAAAACAGGAAAUGAAUAUGUUUCCAACCUGCCACUACAGAUGGCCCUGUAUUUCAACAUGUUCUUCAUACCUUUUUGGUUAACAUCAAUACUUGUGUGUUUUGAAAUAAAGUAUACCCGACUCUCUAUCUUGUAUGUGAUUGUGCUGAUAGCCAUCUACAUUGUGUUUACACUCAUAGAAAUCAUCCGCUUAUAUAUAGGAUACACAGGCAACUUAACAGAAAGGGUCCCUGAAUUGGCUGGCUCCUGGCUGUUAACACUACUGAUACAGUUACCACUCAUCUUGCUCCUGACGUUUAAUGAGGAUGCUAUUCUGCUACCACUUGAGCGAGCUGUUCACAUUAUCGAGGCCCUGUUUGUUGUGUUUGAGUCUGUGUGUGGGUACUUUGCUAUCAGGGCAAUGGUGAACUAUCAGGUGACAAAAUUUCACUUGCGUCAAUUUACAGACCUGGAGCAGCUUCCAGGGGAGGAAGUGCACUGGCAUGAUGGCUAUGACUCAUACCAUCAGAACCUCCUGACGUAGUGAAGGAACAGUUGUUUAAUCCUGGUGAAUAUUAAACUUAUCCAAUACCGACAAGAGAGUACCUAGUUACUACAACAAUUAUUAUGACAGAAUCUAUGCAUUGUACUUUCUGGUCGUAUUGUAAAUAUUUCGUAAAGUGAAAGUAAAUAUAUCUUACAUCAACUGAUACUGAAUGCAAAAAUUUGGAUUCCGUCCAUUAUGUGAAUGACAAUAAAAAAAGAAUUGUAUUGUGGGUUUUAUGAGAUGGAAACACAGUCCAACAGUACAUAUCAAAUUAUUACCCACACAGAUUCAGUUUGUGUUUAUGAAUUGUAAUUAGGAUGAAGUUUAAGAAAAUAUUAUGUAUUUUCAAGUGUUUAUUAGACUGUAUGAGGUCUAUAGUUACAUGAUUAUCUAAGUUUCCAAAUACAAAAUUGAAGGUCUUUGUAUAAAUACAAGGCCAUGAAUCAUGAGUUUUUUAUCUGUUGAUUAUACGCGUCUGGUAUGAAAAGUGAUGAAAUAUUUUGAAAUUUAUCUUAAUGGUACGUAACUACUUUCAGAAUUACAAUUUAUAUUUAUAGUUUGCAUUUUGGAUUUCCAUUAAAUCAGUUUUAAUCUGGGUUGUAUGCACAAGAAUCUGAAUACAUUCCAAGAUCACUAAUAUCAAUAAUAUGACAUCAUUUGGCACUUUGUUUACCAAUGUCACAUCAACUCUUGGUACAAUUCACUCAGAUAGCUAUACAUAAAGCAUUCAGAUGAAUGUGAUUUUCAGAAAGCUAUUCCAGUUAAAAAGCAUACAGGUAAAAACUAUACUUUAUUUGACUCAAUACAUGCAUUAUACUAUUUGAAGAGAAUUUCUGAAAUGUGAAUAUUACUUUUUAAGGUCAUCAGGUUGUGUAUAUUGUCACUAUGAUCAUUCAAUUUAUCUGUCGCCCAGAUGUCAUUAAUGUUGACAAUAAAUACACACUGCUUACCAUUAUAUAGUUAUAUACAUACCAAAUGGUUGUUAAAGGUCAGGUAUCACAUUCUGUCAAAAAAGAAAAUUAUUGUCAUUCAGGAAUAAUAUGAUUAUUUAUUAUUUAUUAACUUUUAAGAUAACCCAUAGAUCUGAAAUUCACUUGGUUUCUUUCAUUAUUAAGAUUAAAUUAAUGAGAACACUAGAAUGACAAUAAGGUUGUGCUUUAAUUAAGGUUUUUAUAGUGCUACAGAGUGUCUAUAUAAUAUUUCAGUGAUUAUAUAUUUUGCUAAGCUAAUGUCUUAUAUGUGGUAUGAGAAAAAGAUGAA
Molecule: messenger RNA, 1881 nt
Organism: Ylistrum balloti
Lineage: Eukaryota; Metazoa; Mollusca; Bivalvia; Pectinida; Pectinidae
Product: transmembrane protein 17B-like
Exons: 4
Coding region: 1-618 (205 amino acids)
Biological process (GO): non-motile cilium assembly
Cellular component (GO): ciliary transition zone
Source: RefSeq, a predicted model, not a curated record